AUGAAAAUUAGAAAUAAGAUAUCAAGAGCAUCAAGUAGCAUGGCAGCCAAACGAAAUGCUGGAGUGCCAUCAGCCAUGGUAGCAAGACAGUCUUUAAAUGAUGAAGAGCUAAAAAUGCAUGUAUAUAAGAAAACCCUACAAGCAUUAAUCUACCCAAUAUCAAGUACCAGACCUCAUAAUUUUGUUGUUUGGUCUGCCACAUCACCAACCUAUUGUUUUGAGUGUGAAGGUUUGUUAUGGGGUCUGGCUAGACAGGGUGUCAGGUGUACAGAAUGUGGAGUUAAAUGUCAUGAAAAGUGUAAAGAUUUGCUCAAUGCUGACUGCUUACAAAGGGCAGCAGAAAAGUCUUCUAAACAUGGGGAAGGUGAUAAAACACACACAAUUAUUAUGGACAUGAAGGAGAGAAUGAAAAUUAGAGAGAAAAAUAAACCAGAAAUAUUUGAAUUAAUCAGGCAAGUGUUUAGUGUGGAUAGGAAAUCCCAUUCAGGCCACAUGAAGGCAGUUAAACAAAGUGUUCUAGAUGGAACAUCUAAGUGGUCAGCUAAAAUUGCCAUAACUGUGAUAUCCGCUCAAGGUCUAAUAGGAAAAGAUAAAACUGGUACUAGUGAUCCAUAUGUCACUGUUCAAGUAGGAAAAGUCAAGAAAAGAACCAAAACAGUACCACAGGAUCUAAAUCCAGUUUGGACAGAAAAAUUUUAUUUUGAGUGCCAUAAUUCUUCAGAUAGAAUAAAAGUGCGAGUAUGGGAUGAAGAUAAUGAUUUAAAAUCGAAAUUACGUCAAAAAUUGACAAGGGAAUCAGAUGAUUUUCUUGGUCAAACUAUUAUUGAAGUGAGAACUUUGAGUGGUGAAAUGGAUGUGUGGUAUAAUUUAGAAAAGAGAACAGAUAAGUCAGCUGUGUCAGGUGCUAUCAGAUUACAUAUUAGUGUUGAGAUCAAAGGAGAAGAGAAAGUUGCACCUUACCAUGUACAAUAUACCUGCCUUCAUGAGAAUUUAUUUCAUUAUUUGUGUGAACAAGCUGGAGGAGAAGUAAAGUUACCUGAUACUAAAGGGGAUGAAGCGUGGAAGGUUUACUAUGAUGAACCUUCACAAGAAAUAGUAGAUGAGUUUGCUAUGAGAUAUGGUAUAGAGUCUAUUUAUCAAGCUAUGACACAUUUUUCCUGUUUGUCAACAAAGUAUAUGUGUCCUGGUGUUCCAGCUGUAAUGAGUACUCUUUUAGCAAACAUAAAUGCAUUCUAUGCACAUACAACCAUAACCACAGCUGUAUCAGCCAGUGAUAGGUUUGCUGCAUCCAAUUUUGGAAAAGAAAAAUUCAUCAAACUCCUUGAUCAACUGCACAAUUCAUUACGAAUAGAUCUGUCCAUGUAUCGGAAUAAUUUCCAAGCCUCUAACCCUGCCCGCCUUCAAGAUCUCAAAUCUACUGUAGAUUUACUAACCAGCAUUACAUUCUUUAGAAUGAAGGUCCAAGAAUUAACAAGUCCACCAAGAGCUGGUACCGUUGUGAAAGACUGUGUUGUUGCAUGUGUUAAAUCAACAUAUAAAUUUCUCUUUGAUAAUUGUUAUGAACUAUAUCAGCGUGAAUUUCAAACUGAUCCUAAUGAACAAAAUGAAGGGGAAGAAAGUGGAUCUCAUAGUUUAGAUUUUUGGCAUAAACUUAUAGAUUUAUUAGUAUCUGUCAUAGAUGAGGAUAAAAAUAACUACACAUCAGUAUUAAAUCAAUUCCCUCAGGAGUUAAAUGUAGGACAAGUCAGUGCCUCUAUCAUUUGGAGUUUAUUCUCCCAAGACUUGUGUAUGGCUUUAAAAGAUCAUGAAAAAGAAAGAACUUGUAAGAGUUCAGAAUAUAUGAAUCUUCAUUUUAAAGUGAAAUGGUUGUGUAAUAAUUAUGUUGCCAAUGUGCCUCAAUAUAAAGGAUCCAUUCCAGAAUAUCCACAAUGGUUUGAACCAUUUGUUAUGCAAUGGUUAAAUGAGAAUGAUGAUGUGUCUAUGGAAUAUUUACAUGGUGCUUAUGAUAGAGAUAGAAAAGAUGGAUUUCAGAAAAUAUCUGAGCAUGCUCUGUUUUCAACAUCUGUGGUAGAUGUUUUUACACAGUUAAACCAGUGUUUUGAUGUCAUUAGAAAACUAGAAUGCCCUGAUCCUGAAAUUGUUAAAAGAUACAUUAAAAGAUUUGCAAAGACUGUCAAUAAAGUAUUAUUGGCGUAUGCUGAUAUAGUUAGGAGAGAUUUUGAUAAGUACACCAGUAGACAAAAAGUGGCUUGUAUAUUAAUGAAUAAUAUCCAGCAAUUACGAGUUCAAUUAGAAAAAGUCUUUGAGUCAAUGGGUGGAGAAAAACUUGAUUCCGAUGCAGCAGAAAUAUUGAAAGAGUUACAACAGAAAUUAAACAGUGUUUUGGAUGAUUUAAGUACAAUAUUUGCCAAAAGUUUGCAGCCUCAAAUACAACAGAGUAUGACUGAGUUGGGGCAGUUACUGUGUAAAGUGAAAAGAGCUGGACAAGUGAGUUUAUCACAACCUAGUCAGCGUACAACUAUACAACAAGAAUCAGAUAUGAUACUUCGCCCAUUGAUGGAUAUUUUAGAUGGCAGCCUUCCUAUGUUUGCUCAAGUUUGUGAGAAAACUGUGCUCAAACGCUUGUUAAAGGAAUUGUGGAGAAUAGUUAUGCACACAAUGGAGAAAACGGUUGUUUUACCUCCUUUAUCUGAUCCAAGACAGGAUAUGUCGAAAGAAGCAGAAAAGAAUCUAAGCCCAAAACAGUGUGCAGUGCUCGAUAUGGCUCUGGAUACUAUUAAACAGUAUUUCCAUGCUGGUGGUCAAGGCUUGAAGAAGACCUUUUUGGAUAAGAGCCCUGAGCUACAAUCAUUGCGUUAUGCUUUAUCACUAUAUACUCAAACUACAGAUACUCUUAUUAAAACAUUUGUUGGUUCUCAAACAUCACAAGAUCAACCUAGCAUUGGUGAUGCUGUUGGUGAAGUUUCUAUUCAAGUUGAUUUAUUUACACAUCCUGGUACAGGUGAACAUAAAGUUACAGUAAAAGUUGUGGCAGCCAAUGAUUUGAAGUGGCAGACUACUGGAAUGUUCAGGCCUUUUGUUGAAGUUCACUUGAUAGGACCUCAUCUAAGUGAUAAAAAACGUAAACAUUCCACAAAAUCAAAAAGUAACAACUGGUCACCAAAGUAUAAUGAAACUUUCCAUUUUAUUCUUGGAAAUGAAGAUGAACCAGAUGCAUAUGAGCUCCAUAUUUGUGUGAAAGAUUAUUGUUUUGCUAGAGAAGACAGACUUAUAGGAGUUGCUGUUAUGCAAUUGCGUGACAUUAUUGAACAAGGAAGCUGUGCUUGCUGGUGUUCAUUGGGUCGUCGUGUUCAUUUAGAUGACACGGGAUGGACAAUCUUGCGCAUUCUAUCACAAAGGACAAACGAUGAAGUUGCCAAAGAGUUUGUGAAACUUAAGUCUGAGUGUCGUCACAUAGAAGAAGUGGUGCCAUCCUGA
Molecule: messenger RNA, 3477 nt
Organism: Lottia gigantea (owl limpet)
Lineage: Eukaryota; Metazoa; Mollusca; Gastropoda; Lottiidae
Exons: 29
Coding region: 1-3477 (1158 amino acids)
Biological process (GO): dense core granule priming; synaptic transmission, glutamatergic; synaptic vesicle priming
Cellular component (GO): neuromuscular junction; presynaptic active zone cytoplasmic component; plasma membrane
Molecular function (GO): calmodulin binding; phospholipid binding; diacylglycerol binding
Source: RefSeq, a predicted model, not a curated record